Molecule: messenger RNA, 6516 nt
Organism: Dendrobium catenatum
Lineage: Eukaryota; Viridiplantae; Streptophyta; Magnoliopsida; Asparagales; Orchidaceae
Product: DDB1- and CUL4-associated factor homolog 1
Exons: 14
Coding region: 251-6142 (1963 amino acids)
Biological process (GO): protein ubiquitination
Cellular component (GO): nucleus; Cul4-RING E3 ubiquitin ligase complex
Molecular function (GO): protein binding
Source: RefSeq, a predicted model, not a curated record
ACGGCAUGGCCCCGAGCGUGCAAAACCUCAGCGUCUUUCUUCUACCUUCCCCGCUAAUCUCUUGGUCAUGUAUAAAGCCUUCGCGUGUUACCUCUCCCUCCCCUUCACUCUGUUUCUACAUUCGCCCUCUUGUUUCUAGUUCCAUUCCUCAUCUCCCUUCCUACCGUAUCAUUUCGGACGAGCGAAGGAGUCCAACUGGGGAUUCUAAACCCUAGCGGCUCUUCUUCUAUCCUCGCGGGCGUUCGAGGCGAUGGCGGAAUCGUCGGGUGUGACUGACGCUAUGGCUGGGGUAGUUGCCGAGUCGAUUGGAGCGUCGGAAACACCUGCGGAGGAAUCAAAGGAGGAGAGGUCAGAGAGCUCGGGGGAGGAGGCACUGCUGUCACGGGCCCAAACGCUGAUUUCGAAGAUCAUGGCCGCCGAGUUAAACCCUAAUCCUAGGCACCUCCACGCAUUGGCCUCCAUUCUUGAGACGCAGGAGUCCAGAUGCAUGCAAGAAUCUGGGUCUUCUAACAAUGCACGGUCUUCUCAUGCUAUUGGAAGGUUGGUCAACUUAGUAAGGGAAAAUGAUGAAUUUUAUGAAUUAAUAUCAUCUAGGUUUCUAUCAGAAAGUAGAUAUAACAUAAGCAUACGUGCAGCUGCAUGUAGGGUUCUUCUGAGCUGUCCUUCAACUGGAAUGUAUUCCCAUGUUUUUGAUGAUACUGUUCUCGAUAAUUUCAAAUGCUGGGUAGUGGAGGACGUUCUAGAAGGUUCUGCUGAUGUUUGCAAUUGGAAGCGUGAAUUAGGAAGGAAUAAACCCACAGAUUUUGAAAUGCUUAAAACCUAUGCCACUGGACUUCUUGCUAUGUCACUAGCAGGGGGUGCCCAGGCUGUGGAAAAUAUCUUGACAUCAGGUUUGUCAGCCAAGCUUAUGCGGUACCUGCGCUUAAGAAUUCUUGGAGAGGUCAGUUCUAUUCAAAAAGAUGCUGUUUCUCAAUCAGAGGUCAAGCAUACACCUGUUUCUACUUCUGCAAGAGGUAGAGAAGAAAAUAGAGGCAGGUUUCGGCAGGUUUUGGAUGGACUAAAGAUUGUAGAUGAAUGUUUAUCAAAUGAUCAAAAUGCUGAGAGGGAUCGAGAGAAGAAUUCUACUAUGAGACAGGCACAUGAAGAAGAGUGUUGGCAAAAUGGUGUUGAGUUGCGAAAAACUGAACUUGCUACUCCUUCAGUAGAUUAUUACGGUGAAGGUGAUGUUGCUGCAGAGGAUGAAUGGAAAAAACUUGAUCAGCUUGAUGGAAAAUUAAAAUUUUGUGAGAGGCAGAUUGCUAGAUCAACUCAUGAAGAUGCAGAUGAAAGUGUGAGAGAUGAUUCAGCACGUCGAAAGAUAAAUCGGGUUUGGCCUAGAUCAAGAGGGAAAGGAAGGAUACCUGAAGGUACCUUUGAUAAUGAAAGGGUUUUGUUGUCUCCAUCUUCUGGAGUCCGAGUAAGUGACAUGGCUAGAAAUUCCAAGGACAAGAAUCCCUAUAAAAUUGAAGACACCCAAAGGGUUUGUGAUUUUAGGAAGAACCCUAUCGGGAUUGGAGUAGAUAGCGCUGAAGAGGAUAAUGAUGAUAGAUUUACUGAAUGCCUUGUUGGUUCACGGGAUAUAUCAGAGAUUAUAAAAAGAGCUACUAGAGCUGCUGAAGCUGAAGCCAGAGCAGCUAAUGCCCCCGCAGAAGCUAUUAAAGCAGCAGGUGAUGCAGCAGCUGAACUUGUGAGAACUACAGCCUUAGAGGUCUGGAAAAGCACUAAUGAAGAGAAUGCUGCUGCUCUAGCUGCUUCUAAAGCUGCGUCUACUGUGAUAGAUGCUGCUAUGGCCACCAAAGCCUCAAGGAGUUCCCUUGACUAUUGUGAUGUCUCGGUGGAGUCAAAGGUUGGAAAAUCUGAAUCGGAGGAGCUGGAAGUAUUUUUUAUUGUAGAGGGUAAAUCUCUUGCACAACUACGAGAGAAGUACUCAAUUCUAUGUCUCCAAAUAUUGGGUGAAUAUGUGGAAGCUUUAGGACCUGUUUUGCAUGAAAAAGGUGUUGAUGUCUGUCUUGCAUUACUGCAACGCUAUUCCAUUGAUGGACAGGCAGCAGACAAUUUGGCAUUGCUGCCUGAGGUUCUUAAACUUAUUUGUGCCUUGGCCGCUCAUAAAAAAUUUGCUUCCUUGUUCGUUGAUCGGGGUGGCAUGCAGAGGCUUUUGGCAGUUCGCAGAGCUUCUGAUACUUUUGUGGGACUUUCAUCCUGCUUAUUCACAAUUGGUUCUCUUCAGGGAGUCAUGGAACGUGUGUGUGCGCUAACCUCUGAUAACGUGCAUCAAGUGGUUGAGUUGGCGCUAAACCUUCUUGAGUGUUCCCAAGAACUGGCUAGAAAGAAUGCAGCCAUUUUUCUUGCUAAUUCAUUUGUUUUCAGGGCAACGUUAGAAUCUUUUGAUUCACAAGAUGGUAUGCCAAAAAUGCUUAAUCUUCUGCAGGGUGCUGCUUCGAUUAGAUCUGGUGGAAACUCUGGGGUGUUAGGUAUGCCUGGUGUGAAUUUGCAAAAUGAUCGAACAUCUGCUGAAGUUUUGUCUUCACAAGAGAAGGCAAUUGCUUAUCACACUUGUGUAGCACUACGCCAGUAUUUCAGAGCCCAUCUUCUUUUGCUUGUGGAUUCUCUUCGGCCAAAUAAAAUUAGUAGGAAUGUAGCACGAGGCACUUCCACCAGUGCAAGAUCUUGCUACAAGCCACUUGACAUCAGCAAUGAGGCCAUGGAUGUUGUAUUCCGACAAAUACAGCGCGACAGGAAGCUUGGAUCAGCAUUUGUUAGAGCUCGGUGGCUAGCAAUAGAUAAAUUUUUGGCUUCAAAUGGCCAUAUAAUUAUGCUGGAGCUCUGCCAGGCCCCAACUGUUGAACGAUAUCUUCACGAGUUAGCUCAGUAUGCGCUUGGUAUUCUUCAUAUUGCGACAUUGGUACCCUAUGGUCGUAAGUUGACUGUUAAUGCCACUCUGAGCAAUGAUCGGUUGGGAAUGGCUGUUAUUCUUGACGCUGCAAAUGGUUCUGGAUAUGCAGAUCCUGAGGUGAUCCACCCAGCAUUAAGUGUGUUAGUUAAUCUCGUCUGUCCUCCGCCUUCUAUAAGCAACAAGCCCUCUGUGCCAGCACCAAUUCAACAGUCUGCUUCCACUAACAUGGUCAAUGGUUUUGCUUUAGAGAAUAGAGAGAGGUAUUUGGAGCGCAAUAUGUCAGAACGAAAUGUUUCAUUUCCUGUCCUUAAUGAGUCUCGGGAAUUGAACCAGUUAGAAAGAGGUGCUGGGACAACAUCAUGCAGUUCACAAACAACUGUGCCUGCAAUGACAUCCGGAGUUGUUGGAGACCGCAAGAUAUGCUUAGGACCUGGAGCUGGCUGUGCUGGUCUGGCUGCCCAAUUGGAACAAGGAUAUCGUCAGGCAAGGGAAGCUGUGCGAGCAAAUAAUGGAAUUAAGGUUCUUCUUCAUCUUCUUCAUCCCCGAAUGAUUACUCCACCACAGGCUCUUGACAGCAUCAGGGCCCUUGCUUGUCGUGUCUUGCUUGGCUUAGCCAGAGACGAAACAAUUGCGCACAUACUAACAAAGUUACAGGUAGGGAAGAAAUUGUCUGAGUUGAUUCGUGAUUUGGGCAGCCAGGCUUCUGGAAAUGAGCCAAACAGGUGGCAGGCUGAGCUUGUCCAGGUGGCGAUUGAAUUAAUUGCGAUUGUGACAAACUCUGGGCGUGCAAGUACUUUAGCGGCUACUGAUGCUGCAGCUCCCACAUUGAGGCGCAUUGAAAGAGCUGCGAUUGCUGCUGCCACCCCUAUUACUUACCACUCCAGGGAACUACUACUCCUUAUACAUGAACAUCUCCAACUCUCUGGUUUGACAGCUGCUGCUUUUGCUUUAAAGAAGGAGGCUGAUUUGACACCACUGCCAUCUUUGUCAGGACCACCUUCCCUUCAUCAAAUUACAGCCCAAGAAAUAUCAACUGUUCAAGUCCAUUGGCCAUCUGGACGUGCGCCAAGUGGAUUUCUUGCAGAUAUUAAUAAAUCUGCAGUGCGGGAUGAAGAUGCUAACCAAAAGUUUGAUCUAGCGUUGGGCUGUUCACGGAAGAAGCCUCUGGCUUUUGCUUCAAACCUGUUACACGGAAAGAGUCAGCUUUUAUUGAGCUCAUCAUCUAUAAAUGGUAUAUCUGGCUCCUCAAAGAGUCCAUCAGCCUCAUACAACGAGGGAGAGAUUUCACAGUCUGGAACCAAGUCUAAUGCUGAUUUAGAUCCUCCAAUAAAGUCGCCAAUUUUGUUAACUAUGAAAAGAAAGUUAAUUGAACUAAAGGAUCCAAUCUGUACCACACCAGCAGCAAAACGCCUUGCUAUGUCUGAUGUUUCAUCUCUGCCUCCAUUCUUUCCAAGUCCUAGUAGCGGACAUAGAUAUUCACCGGUAAUUGAUGGAAUUAAUCAAUCUCCAUUAGGUAAUUUUACUCCAAAGUGCCCAUUUGGCCGAAUAACUUCGAGUCACAUUCCGGUCGAUAAUUCUGAGGAGAGUCAUUACCAAAAUGCAUCUGGGGCAAUUGUUACACCCCUUCUUCAGACAGGGAUUCCAGGCGAGCAGUUGCCUGGAAAUAUGGAGAGAAUGACCCUUGAUUCUUUAGUUGUGCAGUACUUGAAGCAUCAACAUCGGCAGUGCCCUGCUCCAAUAACAACUCUACCACCACUUUCUCUUCUGCACCCACAUGUUUGCCCAGAACCCAGCCGUAGCCUCAAUGCACCAGCAAAUAUGGUAGCACGGGCUAGUACUCGUGAGGUUGGUAAGCAGUAUAAGGGUAUCCAUGCUGGCCGUCGAGAUCGUCAGUUUGUGUAUAGUAGGUUUAGGCUAUGUCGGACGUGUCGAGAUGACGUGUCCCUUUUAACUUGCAUUACUUUCUUGGGCAAUUCUGAUCGUAUUGUCACGGGAAGUCACUCCGGUGAAGUAAAAAUUUUUGAUACUAGCAAUGGCAAUUUAUUAGAGAAUUAUGGUAGCCAUCAGACACCCGUUCCUAUGAUUCAGUCAGCCGUUUUAGGGGAUUCCCAGCUUAUACUUUCCUCCGGUACAUUUGAUGUUAAGUUGUGGGAUGCCUCUUCAUUCUCAAAUGGUCCGUUCCAUUCAUUUGAUGGAUGCAAAGCAGCUCGUUUUAGCCACUCAAGAACCACAUUUGCAGCCCUUUCAGCUGAUGCAUCUAGCCGUGAAGUCCUUCUUUAUGAUAUUCAAACCUGUAAUGUAGAGCUAAAGCUUCCUGAUAGUCUGAGCAACCAUUCUGGUGCUGUACGAGGAACUACACAAUCUCUCAUACAUUUCAGCCCGCUAGACACGAUGUUGCUAUGGAAUGGAGUCUUGUGGGAUAGGCGGAGUGCGUCUCCUUUGCAUCGAUUUGAUCAAUUUACUGACUAUGGCGGAGGUGGUUUUCAUCCAUCCGGAAAUGAGCUCAUUCUAAACUCAGAGGUUUGGGAUCUUCGGAAGUUCAAGCUAUUGAGAAGUGUGCCUUCUCUGGACCAGACUGUAAUCACGUUUAACUCUGACGGGGAUGUAAUCUAUGCUAUUCUCCGGCGUAAUCUUGAAGAUAUAACCUCUGCUGUUAACACUCGCCGCGUUAGGCAUCCACUUUUCCAAGCAUUUCGUACUAUAGAUGCUAUGAAUUAUUCUGAUAUUGCUACAGUUCCUGUGGACCGCUGUGUCCUCGACUUUGCUGCUGAUUCCACCAACUCUUAUGUUGGCGUGGUCGCCAUGGAUGACCAUGAGGAAAUGUUUUCCUCUGCUAAACUUUAUGAGAUUGGAAGGCGGCGACCUACCGAUGAUGAUUCAGAUCCAGAUGAUGGAGGUGAGACGGAGGAAGACGAGGAUGAUGAGGAUGAUUCUGAAGCUGAUGUAGACUCUAUAUUAGAAACAGAAUCUGAUGGUGAAAGAGAAAGUGAUUCUGAUGAUGUAAACAACAAUGAAGAUGAUGAGGAUAUUGACAGUGGAGAUGAGCAAGAUGAAGCUGAUUUCAACAUUGAUGAUGUAGAGUUAGAAGGGGGCCAAGGGAUAUUAGAGAUUAUGGCUGAGAGUGAUGACGGUGAAGAUGAAGAUAGUGGGCUCGAAUCGUAUAGCAGUGAUGAGGAAGGGGGUUUCACAGGCAACGGUUUUGGAUUCUGACUUUCCCCAUCAAAUCAGUGUGCCUCGUGUAAUUAUCUGUUUCUUUUUGUUUCCUCCUUCAGGUAUUCCAUUUAGGAAGAAUUUGAACGAGGAUAUCAAGAAAGUUUGUAAAGUUUUGGAGGCUUAGCAUCUUGAAUGUGAUGGAAGGCUAUUUGGUUAAUUGUCCAACUGUCAAAGCAAAGAAAUAAGUUUUCAUUAUGCCAUUUUUAUGUUUCCUUUUUUUUUUUCUUUCUUGUAAGUCUUUUGAUUUCCCUUUUGACGCCUUUUACAGUGUUUUGCAUAAUUCAAUAUUGGUGUAAUUCUCCACGAGAACAUUUUUGCUGGGUAGUUGGGCCUUAAAGACUACCCGAGUGUACGAUUUCUUUUGGUUCUUA